AUGCGCGUUACGGAACGUGGCCAAAAUCUUCGUGCGAUGCGUACAGGCGUACUUACUGCGUCACUGCGUCAGUUACGUCAGUAGUGUCACUGUCAAUACGUCAAUACUGUCAGUCAGCGAGUUCUCCCGGAGAACUCCGAGUUUGCAUGGUCGCAGCGAUAGCUGUAUUUUAGCUGCCGUGACUCGUAACCCUAAAAAGCGGUAUUGCACAAUGACACGUGGCCCUGCCCCUGCGUCGGUGACUUCGUAAUUUAAUUAUAUUCCUAGCAAUUCCUAGUGCGUCUGUCAGCUGUCAGCGUCGUGCGCCAAGUCGCGCCGUAAGAAAUGCAUCCGUUGUACGUCGUCGUCGGUGCGCUACUCUGCGCGUCUUCGCUCGUCUGCGGGAGCGAGCUCGAAUACGACGGCUGGCUGCAGUUGAGGUUAGGGCACGCGUUCAACGACGACCCGGUGCCCGUGUUCACGGAACGGGGAAACAUCACGGUGUCCAGCGUGCGUAGCGGCGCGUCCGUCGUCGGGCAGAACGGUCUGCUGCCGGCCCAGAUAAGCGCCCUGAAAAAUCUUGCCGAGCACGACGGCAAGUACAGACUGAAGGCGCUGGCUCGCACCUCUUCCGGCAGCGAAAUCGUGUUCCUCACCUCGGUGCCAGCGUGCUACCUGCUUGGCUCGGAUCUGGAAGACGUCAUGACGAUAUGGCUGGACAGUACAGCAGAGCCGAUAGCUGUGAGCAUUUCAUCCACGGGACCCUGUACGCUAGAUAAUCCCUUCACGAACAUGUGGACCACCAAUGUUGUGGUCAAAUAUCCGGAUGGCGGUCCAAUCCCAGACACCGCUAUGUAUAUCCAGAAGCUCGAACGGGAACGAGAAGCAAGGGAGAGAGGGGAAACCAAAGACAAUCGUUCAUUCCUUGCGAAAUACUGGAUGUACAUCGUUCCUUUCUUGAUUUUUCUGCUGUUAUCAUCCGCGACGAAUCCAGAAGCUGGCGGAAGUGCACAAAGACAAUGAUCUAAUAAAAAUAAUUUGUGCCUGCGGGUGCAUUUUACCCCAAAGAGUGGUCUUGUGGAAAUUAUUCAAAUUUAUAGUAUAAUUUCAUAAAGUG
Temnothorax curvispinosus is the source of this 1096-nucleotide messenger RNA. RefSeq names its product ER membrane protein complex subunit 10 (gene EMC10). Gene Ontology annotation, cellular component: EMC complex. The record is from RefSeq and is a predicted model, not a curated record. The coding region runs from base 325 to 1002 and encodes 225 amino acids. The transcript has 4 exons. Lineage: Eukaryota; Metazoa; Arthropoda; Insecta; Hymenoptera; Formicidae.